Molecule: messenger RNA, 1092 nt
Organism: Thlaspi arvense
Lineage: Eukaryota; Viridiplantae; Streptophyta; Magnoliopsida; Brassicales; Brassicaceae
Source: the annotation of a GenBank genome assembly
CUCUUGAUGGCCAAAUCACGGGAGGAACAACACCCAGUGAAGGCAGUUGGAUGGGCAGCCAGGGACUUGUCUGGCGUCCUGGCACCCUUUAAAUUCUCCAGAAGGGCAACUGGAGAGAAGGAUGUGACGUUUAAAGUGUUGUAUUGUGGCAUCUGCCACAGCGACCUCCACCAGGUCAAGAACGAAUGGGGCAUCAGAACUAUCCCGUUGUCCCUGGAGGUGGGGGGCAAAGUGCAGAAAUUCAAAGUUGGAGACAAAGUUGGAGUUGGGUGCCUUGUCGGAUCAUGUCAUUCAUGUGAAAACUGUGCUAAUGAUCUCGAGAACUACUGUCCCAAGGGCAUACAGAGACAUACAACGGCACUUACCACGAUGGUACCCCCACGUACGGAGGCUACUCCGACAUCAUGGUAUGUGAUGAGAGCUUUGUCAUUCGCAUUCCAGAAAACCUCCCUCUGGACGCUUGUGCUCCUUUUGCUCUGUGCUGGGAUCACAACUUAUAGCCCACUUAGGUAUUUCGGACUUGACAAACCUGGCAUGCAUGUGGGCGUGGUUGGUCUUGGUGGCCUUGGCCAUGCAGCUGUUAAAUUCGCCAAAGCUUUUGGAGUGAAAGUAACGGUGAUAAGUACCUCUCCUAACAAGAUGAAGGAAGCAACUGAGCGUCUCGGUGCUGACUCCUUUUUGGUCAGCCGUGAACCAGAUCAAAUGCAGGCUGCAGUGGGCACAAUGGAUGGUAUCAUUGAUACCGUCUCCGCACCUCACCCUCUGUUGCCAUUGAUUGGCCUAUUGAAGUCUCACGGAAAGCUGGUCAUGGUUGGUGCACCAGAAAAGCCACUUGAUCUUCCAGUGUUUCCUCUGCUAUUGGUUUCUUGGUCGUGGCGUUGGGAUGACAGGGAGAAAAAUAGUGGCUGGGAGUUGCAUUGGGGCAUAAAGGAGACGCAAGAGAUGAUCGACUUUGCAGCCAAACACAACAUAACGGCAGACAUUGAGCUUAUUCCGAUGGAUUACGUCAACACUGCAAUGGAGCGACUGGUGAAGGCUGAUGUUCGAUACCGAUUUGUCAUAGACAUAGGCAACACUCUGAAGGCUGCUUAA